Molecule: messenger RNA, 2974 nt
Organism: Temnothorax curvispinosus
Lineage: Eukaryota; Metazoa; Arthropoda; Insecta; Hymenoptera; Formicidae
Product: xaa-Pro aminopeptidase 1-like
Exons: 13
Coding region: 575-2794 (739 amino acids)
Molecular function (GO): metalloaminopeptidase activity
Source: RefSeq, a predicted model, not a curated record
CAUCGCUUCGAAAGCGUUUACAUUCGGUAACCGCGGCACGGAUAAUGUCUAAUCGCGAAUGUUUCUGUAUUAAUCACUUCGAAUCAAUUUGACUUUUUAUUUGUGAUCAAGAGAUUUCCCGCUCGAAAACACUUCACGCGGCAAGAACGGCGUUUUUCGUGUCAAUUUCGUGAAAAACUAACAGACCGAUGGAAAUGAUCAAUGAUCCAGUUUAAUUUAUAUAAAAUAUAAAGUACAAUAAAAGAAAAUUCGCCGCAAAAGAAUAAAUUAAGAAUUGGAUUAAGAAUUGCCUGCGAUUUUGGCUGCAAAAUUGGCUCCCGAUUGCAUGGCAUACAGCUGAUAUAACGAGACCGGAAGAGUACACCAUUGCUUCGGUGUGCCGCGGCAAACAGUCUUCACUGUUCUCCAGCACCGGUCUUCCUCGGUACAACCGACGCUAUUACUGAAGUGCGGUCUAAAUAUAGAUAAGAACGCGUGUUUUUGAUGUGUUAAAUCGCGUCGCUCUUUUUAUCCCGAUUCAACGUGCCGCCGAGAUCGAGGUUUACGCACCAGCGCUAUCGGAGAUUUUCAUACCAUGAAGAAGUUUGUCUUCCGAAUUCUUCUUACGUCUUGCAUUCUAGGAUUAACGAAAGCCGAUAUCAGCACACUGCCGAAGCCGGAGCAUAAUUAUAAUGGGGCCGAGAGAUUAUAUUGUCCAGUGAACGCUUAUGCCGAGAAUCAACCGGUCAAUCGACACGACAGUUCUCUGCGACUGAGACAACUGAGAUCCGAGAUGGUUCGGGUGGCGGCAGUUCAAGGGCCACCUCUCGAUGGUUACAUCGUCACGUCGGACGACGAGCAUCAAACAGUGAGCUUCGUUUCUCAUGGCCGCGAUGGCCCUUUAGAGAGCGAGGCCGUGGAUCCACACGAUAUGAGAAGAGAAUUUCUUACUGGAUUCUAUGGAAGUGCUGGAGAAGCUAUAGUAACUAUUGAUAAGGCAGUACUUUGGACUGAUGGUCGAUACCAUAUUCAAGCAAACCAUCAGCUGGAUUGCAACUGGAUUUUAAUGAAGCGAGGUGAACGCGACGUGCCAACGAUAACAGAAUGGUUAAUACAAGAGUUCGAAAAUCGAUCGGAAGUACGUAUUGGUGCCAAUCCGAAAUUAAUACCCGCAUUUACGUGGGAGAUAUGGGAGGACGAAUUGGCGAAUUCGCCCGUAAGAUUGGUCGGGGUCCGUAACGACCUGGUGGACUUGAUCUGGCAGGUGGGCCGGCCUGAGUACAAUCCGCACGCGGCGUACCCGCUGGCGGACGGGUACUCCGGCAAACCGUGGCAGGAGAAGGUCCGGAGUAUCCGGCUGGAAAUGGAGCUCACGUCGGCCGACGCGCUCGUCGUCACCGCCCUGGACGAGAUAGCGUGGCUCUUCAACGUCCGCGGCUACGAUCUGCCGCACACGCCCGUCCUCCGGGCAUACGCGAUCGUCGCCCACGGUGACCUGCAUCUCUACGCGCCGCGUCACAAGAUCCUGCGAUCCGUCGACAUACAUUUGAAAGUCGAUUCCUGCUCCCACGCGAACUGCGUCAAAUGGCACAAUUACACAGACAUUUGGUACGAUUUGAAGACCAUGUCGCAAGUUUGGAAUACAGUUUGGCUCCCGUCGCCGUGCGGCUACUCGCCGGGUGCGUCCAAAGAAAUAUACAAUUCCAUUCCACCGGAGAAAAGGCUGGCUAAGGCCUCGCCUAUAAUCGAUUUAAGAGCAAAGAAAAACAAAGUCGAAGCGGCAGGUAUGAGAAGCUCUCAUCUGCGGGACGCGAUCGCCAUGUGUGAUUUCCUGGCUUACAUGGAAGAGCAGUACAAAUUCGACUCCGAAGGAUGGGACGAGAUGCAAGUGGCGAGGGUGAUUAAUGAAAUUCGUUAUGAGCAGGGUGGCAAUAGGGGUAUCGCUUUCCCGACGAUCGCGGGAUACGGGCCGCACGCCGCUAUGCCGCAUUACGAGCCGAAUAACUUGACAAACAUUAAAAUCGGGACCACGUCCACAUUAAUGAUCGACUCUGGAGGACAAUACUUGGAUGGUACCACAGACGUGACCAGAACUCUUCACUUUGGAGUGCCGACCGACGAGCAGAGAAAAGCCUACACGAGAGUGCUGAUCGGUUCGAUCGAAUUAUCGUCUUUGAUUUUUCCCAGUGAUCUGACGGUAGAUCAAUUGGACGCUGUCGCGCGGAGGCCAUUGUGGAGCACCGGUUACGAUUACAUGCACGGGACUGGUCACGGAAUCGGUCACUUCUCUUCAGUUCACGAACCGCCUAUCAGCUUGUCGUAUUUCGGAUACAAAAAUUCAAUCGCAGGAUGCUCCGUCAAGUUAAAGCCAGGAUUCUUUCUCUCAAACGAACCGGGGUAUUACAAAGAAAAUGAUUUUGGAGUUCGUUUGGAGAAUGUCCUUGAAGUAAUUCCGGCUGACAAAUUGGCUCAUAAUGGACGAAGAUUUCUCAAAUUCAGAGACGUCACUCUAGUCCCUUACGAACCGAAACUUAUCGAUGUCAAUAUGCUAACGCCGCUGCACCGGCGUUGGCUAAAUAAUUACAAUAAACGUAUACGAGAAGAAGUCGGCGCAGAGUUGAAAAAAAAUUUAAAAAUGAAAGCAUUUUACUGGAUGAUGGUGAAGACUACGUCCAUUCCAGAAACAGGUUCAGGUGGCCACUUUUUUCCUGACUAUUCUCAAGCGAUACCGUCUACCAGUAGACAAUUCCAUGUCUUAGUUGUGAUCGUUGCCAUUUAUCACGUUGUAGCAAAUUUCAUGAGAACAAGCGACUAAACUGGGAAACCCAUCCCGUUGAUCACGUUAUUCGCCGAGUAUUCUAAUAUGCAUUGUGAAACUUUUUUUUAUCAUAAAAUGUACAUUAUUUCCAAAGGUUGAUAUAGGGUAUCAUAUAAUUACAUUUAGGCAGGAAAAACAUAGAAACAAACUUUAAUAAAUUAUUUUUCUAUAUACAUG